AUGGCCACGGGAGAAGCUCUGGCCAUGCGGACCUCAACGGCUCCCUCUGCUGUCCUCCCUCCGCCUACCUGCUCCUCCCGUCUUUUUCCGCUCCGCAGCUUCAUCGGUCUCCGGUGGUCCGCCCCCCGUUUCCAGGUACCUCCCACUCUCAGCCCCGUGUUUCCAGAGGACUCGGGUGAUUCGUGCCAGUUGCUCAGCUGCAGUGCCUGUUUACCGCAGGCUAGGGAGCGAGCCAGUGCGUCCGUAGCGGUUGUCAAUGGCAAGCGGGGAUGCAGCUUCAGACUCGGUGUACCUACUUUAAAUGUUUGUCAAUCUUGUCAAAGGGCUGUUGUCAUUAGAAAUGAACAUGCUCAAAAUGCUGACUUUCCACGAAAAUAUUCAAAAAGAGAGAAGAAACCAUUUCCCAUUCCAGUGCUGGAGUUAAGGCGGCGAGCAAGGGAGAGGAUGAAGGCAGCACAAGGGAAACCGAAACAACCAAUGCCUCCACCAAAAAACGGAAUGCUAGUGCGUAGACUUAUACCAGUUGCAUACAAAGUGUACAAUGCAAGAAUUUUGCUGAUCAACAACUUGAAGAGGCUUAUGAAAGUAGUACCAGUAAAAGGCUGCAAGUAUUGCAGUGAGAUACAUGCUGGAUCUGUUGGACAUCCUUUCCGAACAUGCCGAGGAAUGUCAGCAGCUCAACGUAGAGGAGAACAUGACUGGGGAAGUACUAUAGUGGAAGCUGUUUUCUUACCCGUCGAAGCCUAUCAUCUAGAGGACCGCCUAGGGCCGCGCAUCCCUCAUGAUCAGAGGUUUUCUGUACCCCGCAUUCCCGCUCUUGUGGAGCUUUGCAUCCAAGCUGGAGUUGACCUUCCUGAGUAUCCCACAAAGCGUCGAAGAAAGCCUAUCAUUAAAAUUGGAAGAAAAGAGUUUGUCGAUGCAAAUGAAGAUGACCUACCAGAACCAGAGCCUGACAGAUUUAAGCAGCCACUUCUUGAGGAAUUACAUUACGAUAAGAUUAUUGCUCCAUCUAUCCCUGAGGAGACAGCGGCUCUUGCUGAGGAGACACUUGAAGCAUGGGAGGCCGUUAGGGAUGGUGCCUUGAAGCUUAUGAAAGGCUAUGCAGUGAGGGUUUGCGGAUACUGCCCUGAGGUCCAUGUUGGGCCAACUGGCCCAAAGCACGCAACUGUGGAGCUUUUAAGCACCAGCAGAGGAAUGGACAACAUGGAUGGCAAGCAGCGGUGCUCGAUGACCUAA
Messenger RNA from Miscanthus lutarioriparius, 1236 nucleotides. The record is from the annotation of a GenBank genome assembly. Lineage: Eukaryota; Viridiplantae; Streptophyta; Magnoliopsida; Poales; Poaceae.